This is a messenger RNA of Musa acuminata AAA Group (dessert banana), 1229 nucleotides long. Its product is annotated as myricetin 3-O-glucosyl 1,2-rhamnoside 6'-O-caffeoyltransferase AT2-like. The transcript has 2 exons. Bases 203 to 919 code for a protein of 238 amino acids. Lineage: Eukaryota; Viridiplantae; Streptophyta; Magnoliopsida; Zingiberales; Musaceae. The record is from RefSeq and is a predicted model, not a curated record.
GACGACAUGAGAAUGAUACAUCUCCAGCUAUUAUAUCCACCUUACAGAUUCCUGUGCUACAGUGAUUGAGAUGGAGAGUGGUGGAGGAGACCUCACGGCUAACAUGCCAUUGGCCCCCAGCUUAUCUCCUUGUUCAUUAGUCUUUUCGUUUUGAGAGCUUCUAGGCAUCAAGCAAGGUGAGGAGGCAGAAAACAUACCCACCAUGAGCUUCUCUGUGGCUAAGUUGGCUCUGGAACUGAUAGUCCCGAGCGAGGCGACGCGGACUGGCAAUCUUCCCCUCUCUUUCAUGGAUCGACUUCCCACCAUGAGAUUCAUGGUGGAUUCGAUACAUGUCUACAGCCACGGGGAGGAGCCGGCGGAGCUCAUAAGGGGGGCUCUUUCAAAGGCCCUCGUCCCCUACUACCCCAUGGCCGGCCGGUUCACGAUGUCCGGUGGUGAGCUCGAGGUUGCUUGCACCGGAGAGGGCAUAUGGUUCGUCGAGGCCUCAGCAGAUUUCUCCCUCAAGGACGUUAACAAUCUGCAGCUACCUCUUGCGGUACCGAAGGAAGACAUCUUCCCGGACUUCCCACCUGAAGACAUCAAGGACGUGAUCAUGUUGAUCCAGGUGACACUGUUCAAGUGCGGCGGAUUCGUGGUGGGCAUCAGAUCCGAUCACGCGAUGGGCGGAGGCGCCGGAUUCGUCGCGUUCAUGCAAACCGUGGCAGACAUGGCCAGUGGUCGCGUUGCGCCGUCUGUCAUGCCGGCCUGGGGCAGGGAAAGCCAUCCCCAACCCAGCGAAGCCCAUCUUGAUGGGUGGUCCGCCUCCGGUCUUCACUCCCAUGGACUUGCAGAAACUCGCAGUGGACAUACCUUUGGAUCACAUCAACCAGCUGAAGAGCGAGUGCGCGAAGGACACCGGCGAAAGAUGCUCCACGUUUGACGUCGUGCUCGCCAAGGUGUGGCAGUGCCGUGCACAAGCGAUCGGUCUCCACCCCGACGCCGACGUCCGCGUCGCCUUCGCCGCCAGCACGGUUCACCUCCUGAAAGACGUGCUGCCGGAGGGCUUCUACGGGAACUGCGGCUACCCCCUAACCGUCUCCGCGCCCUCCGGCAAGCUCACUUAGAGCAAACAAUUCCUCUGACCCCUUCGGGCUUGCACCAAUAACAAUAAAAUUCUGUAAUAGAUUUAUAAGCAUACAACUUCUCAGAGGACAAGAAACAACAGUAUGAUCAGCAUAGUUAAGAGGCAA